UUAAUUUACCCUGCAUGUUCGGCAGCUCACCUCUGACCUCUGACCUCUGAUGACUCUGUGCAGGUAAAAUGUUCGAUCACAAGCGGCUCCGCUGGAUCAAUAAUCCAACCUCCGGAUCAAUCACAGUGACUGCAAACAAGCAGGAACAGGAAAUAUCCUCAGAUAUCAGAAGAAAAGUGACACAUCGUCACUUCUGUCCGGUCAUCGGUCUCUCAGCUCUCUGCUUGUUGCUGCUCGUCACCUGCGUCGCACUUUCUGUCUUAUAUAACAGCGAGUCUGAGAGUGACGCAGGAUGGACGAGCCUCCUGUCUGACUACCAGAACAUCAGCGACAGCUACGAAACUCUCACUUUAACAAACAGCGACCUGCGGAGACACAAUGACCUCCUGCAGGAGCGCGGCGCCUGGCUGCACCAACACACCGAGCUCCUCAACAGGACGUCAGCCCGCCUGCUGUCGGCUAACCGCGCUCUGAGUCUGGAAAACAGCGAGCUAAAGGAGCAGAUCGCCAAUCUAACAUCUGCGAACCUUCAGCUCACUCAAGAACAGGAGCGUCUGAUCCAGCAGGCGACACAGCAGGAGGCCGAGAGGCUGAACGCGUCUCAGACUCUCAAAAACCUCAUCGACUCCAACGCUCAGCGAGACGAGGAGACACGACGACUCUCUGAGGUCAACGGCCUCCUGAGGGAGGAGCUCAAUCAAGAGAAGGAAAAGAAUCAGCAACUUCUGGAAAUCAAAGACGAGUUUCAAAGAGAAGUCAAAAAUCUGAGCGGGAAGGUCGAAGCUUUGAGAGACGACUGUGAGACGGCGUCAGAACGAAACGUGCAGCUCCAGCAGAGACUAGCAGAACUGAAAGAACAAAAGCAGAACGUGAGCAGCGUGCUGAUGACGGAGAGGCGGGAGGCAGCAGAGCGGGAGACGAGCAGGAGAGACGAGACGGAGCGAAUGGAGGCGGACAUGCAGUCGAUAAAGGACGCCUAUGACUCGCUCGACCUCUACUGCCCCGUGAUUAAUGACAAGACUAAAGAGAGGAUUUGCAGAAAGUGUCCUGACAGCUGGACGCUGUUUGAGAGGACGUGUUACUACUUCUCGUCUCGCAUGCUCACCUGGAGCUCCAGCAGAGCCUGGUGUCAGACGCAGGGGGGCGACCUGCUCGUCAUCAGCAGUGAACCUGAACAGGUAGAGGACAAAAUGAAGAGAGCGUGUUACACCAUCUGAAAGACUUUAAUUCACAGG
This is a messenger RNA of Plectropomus leopardus (leopard coralgrouper), 1235 nucleotides long. Its product is annotated as CD209 antigen-like. The record is from RefSeq and is a predicted model, not a curated record. NCBI's taxonomy places the organism in Eukaryota, Metazoa, Chordata, Actinopteri, Perciformes, Serranidae.